This is a messenger RNA of Aspergillus glaucus CBS 516.65, 1993 nucleotides long. Its product is annotated as acid phosphatase DET1. Lineage: Eukaryota; Fungi; Ascomycota; Eurotiomycetes; Eurotiales; Aspergillaceae. The coding region runs from base 135 to 1844 and encodes 569 amino acids. Gene Ontology annotation, molecular function: phosphatase activity. The record is from RefSeq and is a predicted model, not a curated record. The transcript has 2 exons.
GUCUCCUGCUUUGUUUCUUUCGCAUGGCCGUCGAUACUCUUCAGAGGGAAGAGUAGGAAAAGAAUACAGUGGAUGUUCUGAGGGAGCUCCUCUAUAAUAGAAUUUGACCCCGCUUCAAGUCUCUGAUAUCGACCAUGGGCAAGCCACGGAUGAUCAUUCUGAUCCGCCAUGCUCAGUCCGAGGGAAACAAAAAUCGAGAAAUCCACCAGACCGUCCCUGACCACCGGGUAAACCUCACGCCCGAAGGGCAUCGACAAGCCCACGAGGCAGGUUCCAGACUGCGCGAACUUCUACGACCAGAUGAUACUCUACACUUCUUCACGUCACCCUAUCGUCGAACGAGAGAGACCACAGAAGGACUGAUGAGCUCUUUAACCUCCGAUAGCCCCUCUCCGUCGCCGUUCCCGAGACACACCAUCAAGGUGUACGAAGAGCCCCGAUUGCGUGAGCAGGACUUCGGUAACUUCCAACCAUGUUCGGCAGAAAUGGAGCGGAUGUGGUUGGAAAGAGCGGACUAUGGACACUUCUUCUACCGGAUACCUAACGGCGAGUCUGCUGCGGAUGCGUAUGACCGGGUGAGCGGAUUCAACGAGUCUCUCUGGCGGUUAUUUGGUGAGGAUGACUUCGCUAGCGUGUGCGUAUUGGUCACCCAUGGUCUCAUGACCCGGGUAUUCCUUAUGAAGUGGUAUCAUUGGAGCGUUGAAUACUUUGAGGACCUUCGCAACAUCAAUCACUGCGAGUUCGUGGUUCUGAGGCUCAACCCGGACAACGGGAAGUAUGUGCUGCAGAAUAAUCUGCGCACAUGGUCUGAGAUGAAAAAGGAAAAGGAGUUGGGGAUACAGCAAGAACGAGUUUCCAAAGGACUGAGCGCUGCGCCUGUUCCAUCGGAGGCACCUGUCCCCGCCAAACGCAGAUGGGGCGGUUGUCCUGACGGAUGUGAUCACGGCAUUCGCAGGAGGACUUCUGUACGAAACCCACGAACGAACGGAGCAGACGCAAUGCGUCACGAUCAUCACGAUACCCACAAAAAGAUACCCGACACGAGCGCCCAAGACCCUGCCCAGGAGGCUACUGCGCGAGUCGAGCAACUAAAAGCAGCAGAACGCCCUCCAGACGCGACCAACCCCGACUCCGACAAUGACAACGACAACGACCAUGACAACGACAACGACCAUGACAACGACAACGACCAUGACAACGACAACGACCAUGACAACGACAACGACCAUGACAAUCCUCAAACCUCCAACCCCAAAUCAACCACCACCAACCCCGAAAACUCACGACCCAGCCUCUCACAUUUCCACCAAGACAGCGAAGACAGCCUCCUCGACCGCCACCGCCACAACCUAGCCCUCCUCCGCCUCGGAGGCCGCGACGGCGGCGGCUCAAUGAGCGGCUUUAACAGCCUCAACCCAUCCGAAGACGAGCGCGAAGAACCCACCCCCCUAAAAACCCUUCCUCGACAAAUCUCCCACCAAGCCAGUCCGUCACAGGAUAUCGGAAACGACGGCGACGAUGAAGGGAGUGAAAGCAAGCCAGGACUGCAACGCUUGCGCCGUGCCCGUUCGCAUAAUAACCACCACCACCAUCACAAUCACUUCAUUUCCAACAUAAACAAGCGCAAUUUAGCCGUGAGAAUAGGUGACACCCUCGGUGAUCGGGACCCCGAGACAGACGACACGGACCAUCUACCCAAUGAUCGAGAGACAUCCCUUGAACCAGAGCCGGAGGGAGAACCGGAGAAUACAACUACGGAUGUGCGGAUCCAAGGACAAGAGAACGAAGAUACCCUCGAAGCCGAGAGACGCAGGGACCAGAGUAUCCGAGGGAGUGUUUAUUGAUAGCUUGGUGUUCUAUAGCAUUUUUCGUACAUACAUGCCUCUUCUAAGUUCGAUCUAAUUUGUAACGACUGACGACACGAAUGCAAUGAUGUUUGACGUUUUCAAAUGAGAAGGGCGUAUCCCGUUAAUUAGCUUAAAUUGCCCCAGGG